AUGGCGGACAUGUCUAAUGAUGUUAUGUUUCUUGGCUUCACUAUUGCAGCUACCAGCACGGAAGCUCCAACUACAACUGCAAGUCCAACUACAGCAGAACUUACCACAACAACAACGCUCACUACAACUGAGCCUACCACAACAACACUCACUACAACUGAGCCUACCACAACGCUCACUACAACUGAGCCUACCACAACAACAAUGCUCCCUACAACUGAGGCUACGACAACAACGCUCACUACAACUGAGCCUACCACAACAACACUCACUACAACUGAGCCAACCACAACAACGCUCACUACAACUGAGCCUACCACAACAACGCUCACUACAACUGAGCCUACCACAACAACAACGCUCACUACAUCUGAGGCUACCACAACGCUCACUACAACUGAGCCUACCACAACAACGCUCACUACAACUGAGCCUACCACAACAACAAUAACUACAACUGAGCCUAUGACAACAACACCCACUACAACUGAGCCUACCACAACAACGCUCACUACAACUGAGGCUACAACAACAACAUUCACUACAACUGAGCCUACCACAACAACGCUCACUACAACUGAGCCUACCACAACAACGCUCACUACAACUGAGCCUACUACAACAAUAACUACAAGUGAGCCUCCCACCACAACAACACUCACUACAACUGAGCUUACCACAACAACACUCACUACAACUGAGCCUACCACAACACUCACUACAACUGAGACUACCACAACAACACUUACUACAACUGAGCCUACCACCACAACAACACUGACUACAACUGAGCCUACCACAACAACACUAACUACAACUGAGGCUACAACAACAACAUUAACUACAACUGAGCCUACCACAACAACACUGACUACAACUGAGCCUACCACAACAACACUGACUACAACUGAGCCUACCACAACAACACUGACUACAACUGAGCCUACCACAACAAUACUCACUACAACUGAGGCUACAACAACAACACUCACUACGACUGAGCCUACCACAACAACACUGACUACAACUGAGCCUACCACAACAAUGCUCACUACAACUGUGCCUACCACAACAACACUUACAACAACUGAGACUACUACAGCAUUUACUACAACUGAACCUACCACAACUCUUACUACAACUGAGCCACCUACAACAACUGAGCUCACCACAACUCUUUCCACCACUGAACCCACCACAACAACACUCACUACAACUGAAACAACUGCAACUCUUACUACAACUGAACCUACUACAACAAUCACUACAACUCAGCCACCCACAACAACUGAGCCCACCACAACUAUGUCUACUACAGAACCCACCACAACACUCACUACAACUGAGCCUACCACAGCAACACUUACCACAACUGAGCCUACCACAACAAUGCUCACUACAACUGUGCCUACCACAACAACACUUACAACAACUGAGUCUACUACAGCAUUUACUACAACUGAACCUACCACAACUCUUACUACAACUGCGCCACCUACAACAACUGAGCUCACCACAACUCUUUCCACCACUGAACCCACCACAACAACACUCACUACAACUGAAACAACCACAACUCUUACUACAACUGAACCUACUACAGCAAUCACUACAACUCAGCCACCCACAACAACUGAGCCCACCACAACUCUAUCUACAACUGAACCUACCACAACACUCACUACAACUGAACCUACUACAGCACUCACUACAACUCAGCUACCCACAACAACUGAGCCCACCACAACCAUCUCAACUACUGAACCCACCACAACUCUCACAACAACCGAACCUACUACGGCACUCACUACAACUGAGCCAACCACAUCUCUCAUUACAACCGAGCCACCCACAACAACUGAGCCCACCACAACUCUUUCUACAAUUGAACCCACCACAACAAUACUUACUACAACUGAACCUACUACAGUACUCACUACAACUAAACCUACUACAACUACACUGACCACAACUGAAUCUACCACAACAAUGCUCACUACAACUGAAGCUACCACAACAAUGCUCCCUACAACUGAACCUACUACAACACUAACUACAACUGAAGCCACUACAACAAUGCUCACUACAACUGAACCUACCACAACAAUGCUCACUACAACUGAAGCUACUACAACAAUGCUCACUACAACUCAACCUACUACAACACUAACUACAACUGUACCAACCACCACAACACCCACUACCACAAUGUCCACUACAAUGGAACCUACCACAACACUUUCUACCACUGAGCUUACCACAACAACAAUGCUCACUACCACUGAACCUAGCACAACCACAAUGCUCACUACAGUUGAACCCACCACAACACUCACAACCACUGAAGGUACUACUACACUACUUACUACAAUGGUACCUACCACCACACUCACUACAACAGAACCUAGCACAACACCUGCUACAACUGUACCUACCACAACAAUGCUUACUACAAGUGAAACUACGACAACACUAACUACAACCGAGCCUUCCACAACAAUGCUCACUACAACUGAACCUACCACAACAAUGCUAACUACAACAGAACCUACAACAACAACACUCACUACAACUGAGACUUCCACAACACCCACUACAACUGAACCUACCACAACAAUGCUAACUACAACUGAGCCCACCACUGUGCUCACUACAACUGAACCUACCACAACAACAACAUCCACUACUGAACCACCAACAUUUACAGAUAUAACUACAGGAAUGGGAAUUGUUGAACCACUUACUCAGACAGGUGCCGCACUUAUUGUUUCUACUACUGUAGCACCGGCCAUAGCUACUUCUGCAACCAUGUCAGAAACGGGAAUGACCACAGGAAAUGCAAAUAUUGCACCACUUACUAAUCAAGGAAUCACUUUAAUUCUUCCAACUGUUAUUACUACUAUAGCAUCAUCCACUACUGAGGCAACCACUACAACUAUACCUACUUCAACAUUUACAACUGAACCUACAACUACUGCAGAAUCAACAACUGCACCAUCAACUACUGCAACCACUACAACUGAACCUACCACAACCAUGCUCACUACAACUGAACCUACCACAACCAUGCUCACUACAACUGAACCUACCACAACAAUGCUCACUACAACUGAACCAACCACAACAAUGCUCACUACAACUGAACCAACCACAACAAUGCUCACUACAACUGAACCUACCACAACAAUGCUCACUACAACUGAACCAACCACAACAAUGCUCACUACAACUGAACCUACCACAACAAUGCUCACUACAACAGAGCCUACCACACCAAUGCUCUCUACAACUGAACCAACAACAACAAUGCUCACUACAACAGAGCCUACCACAACAAUGCUCUCUACAACUGAACCUACUACAACAAUGAUCACUACAACAAAACCUACCACAACAAUGCUCACUACAACUGAACCUACUACAACAAUGCUUUCUACAACUGAACCUACUACAACAAUGCUCACUACAACAAAGCCUACCACAACAAUGCUCACUACAACUCAACCUACUACAACAAUGCUCUCUACAACUGAACCAACUACAACAAUGCUCACUACAACAGAGCUUACCACAACAAUGCUCACUACAACUGAACCAACAACAACAAUGCUCACUACAACAGAGCCUACCACAACAAUGCUCUCUACAACUGAACCUACUACAACAAUGCUCACUACAACAGAGCCUACCACAACAGUGCUCACUACAACUGAACCAACCACAACAAUGCUCACUACAACUGAACCAACCACAACAAUGCUCACUACAACUGAACCAACCACAACAAUGCUCUCUACAAUUGAACCAACAACAACAAUGCUCACUACAACAGAGCCUACCACAACAAUGCUCUCUACAACUGAACCUACUACAACAAUGCUCACUACAACAAAACCUACCACAACAAUGCUCACUACAACUCAACCUACUACAACAAUGCUCUCUACAACUGAACCAACUACAACAAUGCUCACUACAACAGAGCCUACCACAACAAUGCUCUCUACAACUGAACCUACUACAACAAUGCUCACUACAACAGAGCCUACCACAACAGUGCUCACUACAACUGAACCAACCACAACAAUGCUCACUACAACUGAACCUACCACAACAGUGCUCACUACAACUGAACCAACCACAACAAUGCUCACUACAACUGAACCAACCACAACAAUGCUCACUACAACUGAACCAACCACAACAAUGCUCUCUACAACUGAACCUACCACAACAAUGCUCACUACAACUGAACCUACCACAACAAUGCUCACUACAACUGAACCAACCACAACAAUGCUCACUACAACAGAGCCUACCACAACUAUGCUCUCUACAACUGAACCUACUACAACAAUGCUAACUACAAUUGAACCAACCACAACAAUGCUCACUACAACAGAGCCUACCACAACAAUGCUCUCUACAACUGAACCUACUACAACAAUGCUCUCUACAACUGAACCUACUACAACAAUGCUCACUACAACAGAGCUUACCACAACAAUGCUAACUACAACUGAACCUACCACAGCACUCACUACAACUGAACCAACAACUGUUGGACCAGUUACUCAAACAGAAGCUGCACGUAUUAUUUCUUCUACAGAAACAACAACUGUAGCAAGUACAACUACUGGAGCAAUUACUGCUGAUACAGAUAUUACAACAAGGAAUUCAAAUAUUGGUGCACUUACUCGUUCAGGUCCCACUCUUGUUCUUCCAAAUGAUACAGCUACUACACCAUCUGCAGCCACUGGUCCCACUACUUUAUCUACAGCCGCAAAUACUGACAACUCAGCUGUUACUACUGGGAAUUCGAACAUUGGUGCACUUACUGGAUCAGGUCCUACUCUUGUUCUUCCAAAUGAUACAGCUACUACACCAUCUGCAGUCACUGCAGCAGUCAAUUCCCCUUCUACUUUAUCUACAGCGGCAAAUACUGGCAACUCCGCUGUUACUACCAGGAAUUCAAAUAUUGGCGCACUUACUAGAACAGGUCCCACUCUUGUUCUUCCAAAUGAUACAGCUACUACGGCCUCCACAGUAACUGGCCCCACUACUUUAUCUACAGCCGCAAAUACUGGCAACUCUGCUGUUACUACAGGGAAUUCUAAUAUUGGCGCACUUACUAGAACCGGUCCAACUCUUGUUCUUCCAAAUGAUACAGCUACUACGGCCUUCGCAGUCACUGGCCUCACUACUUUAUCUACCGGCGUAAAUACUGGCAACUCCGCUGUUACUACAGGGAAUUCAAAUAUUGGCGCACUUACUGGAUCAGGUCCAACUCUUGUUCUUCCAAAUGAUACAGCUACUACACCAUCUGCAGUCACUGCAGCAGUCAAUUCCCCUUCUACUUUAUCUACAGCCGCAAAUACUGGCAACUCCGCUGUUACUACCAGGAAUUCAAAUAUUGGCGCACUUACUAGAACAGGUCCCACUCUUGUUCUUCCAAAUGAUACAGCUACUACGGCCUCCACAGUAACUGGCCCCACUACUUUAUCUACAGCCGCAAAUGCUGGCAACUCUGCUGUUACUACAGGGAAUUCUAAUAUUGGUGCACUUACUGGAUCAGGUCCCACUCUUGUUCUUCCAAAUGAUACAGCUACUACUGCCUCCGCAGUCACUGGCCCCACUACUUUAUCUACAGCCGCAAAUACUGGCAACUCUGCUGUUACUACAGGGAAUUCAAAUAUUGGCGCACUUACUGGAUCAGGUCCAACUCUUGUUCUUCCAAAUGAUACAGCUACUACAGCCUCCGCAGUCACUGGCCCCACUACUUUAUCUACAGGCGCAAAUACUGGUAACUCUGCUGUUACUACAGGGAAUUCUAAUAUUGGCGCACUUACUGGAUCAGGUCCCACUCUUGUUCUUCCAAAUGAUACAGCUACUACGGCCUCCGCAGUCACUGGCCUCACUACUUUAUCAACAGCCGCAAAUACUGCUAACUCUGCUGUUACUACAGGGAAUUCUAAUAUUGGCGCACUUACUGGAUCAGGUCCCACUCUUGUUCUUCCAAAUGAUACAGCUACUACGGCCUCCGCAGUCACUGGACUCACUACUUUAUCAACAGCCGCAAAUACUGGUAACUCUGCUGUUACUACAGGGAAUUCUAAUAUUGGCGCACUUACUGGAUCAGGUCCCACUCUUGUUCUUCCAAAUGAUACAGCUACUACGGCCUUCGCAGUCACUGGCCUCACUACUUUAUCUACCGGCGUAAAUACUGGCAACUCCGCUGUUACUACAGGGAAUUCAAAUAUUGGCGCACUUACUGGAUCAGGUCCCACUCUUGUUCUUCCAAAUGGUACUACAGUGAAUACAAAUGUUGGCGGACAAACUCAAACAGCAGGCCCUCUUUCUCUUUCUACAACUACUAAAAAACAAUCAACUACUAUAAGACAUUAUCUGGGAUACCCAUUUGUUAAUAUUGCUGCCAUGGAACAAUUUGAUGAAGACUUGCCAUUCUGGGGCAUCAUCCUUAUUGCGCUGGCUGUCAUAUUGGCAUUCGCUAUGCUAUUAGGGUUUCUUUUUUCGAUUCUGGCCUGCAUACGAAUGUCAACUUGUUGCAGAAAGAACAGAACCCAGGAAUGCUAUCAGGCCUACCCAGGCUACGACACACACUAUGGAUGUUGGAACCGUAAUCAAGCAAUUCAAGAUCCAGAAGGUGGAGCUCCAGGAGAAUGUAUUCCGAGGCCGAAUAUUAGUAAUGAAUUUAGCUCCAGGCCACAAUGUGGGGAGAACCCCAAUUGAUUGGUCUAAACUGGACUUGGCACUUGUUGCAAUCAUGAGUACCGGAUAAAAAGCAGGGGCUUAAGAAGGUCAUUGUGGGCUGUUAAAAUUAAAUAAAUAUUGGUGGCACUAGCCAUAAACGUUUACACUUCCUCAGCUUCGCAGGUAGGCUUCAGGCUGAUAUUUUUCCUGCUUUGGAGUUUACAUUGACAGCCAAGUAGAGAAAAAAAUAACUUUCCACAAAUGAGGACUAAGAAAGAUCUGCUUGAUGGACCAACCUGGACAGGUUUAGUGGUAUAUUCAGUCUAACAAGCUUUCUUCUCAAAACCUAGUCAUCAUGAUCUAGAUUAAUACCUCCAACCUCGCUCUAUUCCAAUGGAAAGACAAAUCAGAUAAUGGCCGAUAUUGGUGGUGGUACCCAACCUCAACAAGUUAUUCAACCCACAGUUCAACAGUCUAUUGGAACCUGGCAAAUAUAAGUGUAUCAACGCUUACUAGUUUGGGCCUACCCAUCUCUGGUUGCUAAUAUGUUUACAACAAUUCGGCAUAUAGCUAUAUCUCGUAUUGAGCAAAGAUCACCAACAUUAUGAGGCUAAAACAAAGUAUAGUAGA
Messenger RNA from Hyla sarda, 7341 nucleotides. RefSeq names its product mucin-2-like. The transcript has 3 exons. NCBI's taxonomy places the organism in Eukaryota, Metazoa, Chordata, Amphibia, Anura, Hylidae. The record is from RefSeq and is a predicted model, not a curated record. Bases 1 to 6750 code for a protein of 2249 amino acids.